UUAGGAUGUCCCGGCUGACUGUCAUGACUUCUUUGCCCCGGCUGUGCGUCCUCUCCCAGCUCUCUUGUCACACACUCUGCACUGCUAACCGACCGUUACACUGUGGGACUUACCCUCUGCAGGGCGCUGGACCAGGACCUCCUCAGACUCCUCCUGUUUCUGAAACUUCCACAGAUACUUCACACACACCCAGUGGACAGACUGCCUCAGAACCCCUGGACCAAGGCCCCCCGCCCCCUCCCACAUGCUGCUGUAUGAGUGGAUGUCAUAACUGCGUUUGGAUUGAACAUGCUGAACAGCUUCUCAAGUAUUACCAUGACGGUGGUGAGAGGGCUCUGGCGGCCAUCGAGGAAAACAUUCAGGAUGAGAAUCUCAAGACUUUUCUGAAAAUGGAAAUCCGCUUGAUGAAGAAGCACUGAUGGCCGUUGGCUAGCCUAUCAGUAAG
Molecule: messenger RNA, 445 nt
Organism: Chanos chanos (milkfish)
Lineage: Eukaryota; Metazoa; Chordata; Actinopteri; Gonorynchiformes; Chanidae
Gene: oxld1
Product: oxidoreductase-like domain containing 1
Exons: 2
Coding region: 6-419 (137 amino acids)
Cellular component (GO): mitochondrion
Source: RefSeq, a predicted model, not a curated record